Messenger RNA from Diuraphis noxia (Russian wheat aphid), 2144 nucleotides. RefSeq names its product peroxidase-like. NCBI's taxonomy places the organism in Eukaryota, Metazoa, Arthropoda, Insecta, Hemiptera, Aphididae. The record is from RefSeq and is a predicted model, not a curated record. Gene Ontology annotation, biological process: response to oxidative stress. Gene Ontology annotation, molecular function: peroxidase activity; heme binding.
UUUAUUAUAUAUUUAAAACUGUGUGUUUUUUUUUUAAAUUCGUCUAUCCGAGGAUGUCAUAUUUGUCUGUAUGGUUAUGUAUCGUCACAGUGUUGGGAACUUCAUCAAGUAUUCGAAUUAAAAAUAAGGACCCUAUGAUUUUUUAUGGAAAUGGUCCUAAUUCAAACAUCAUAUAUUACAAAGAGUGUGCUCCCAAAGUGACAUGCAACCAAAAUGCUAUUUACAGGACAUCGGAUGGUACUUGUAAUAACUUAAUGAACCCGUUAUGGGGGUCGUCUGAAACUCCAUACAUCAGACUUGCUGAAGCUGCGUAUAAUGAUGGUAAUCAUGAAGUUCGUAAACAAGUAGAUGGUUCUCAGUUGCCCAGACCUCGUCAAUUACAGUUACAAUUAUUUUUACCAAAAUCCUUGGAUUACCCAGACUCUAAUAACUAUCAUCUAAGUCAAUUUGGCCAAUGGGCCAAUCAUGAUAUCAGUCUUAUGCCACCUGACGAAUCUGGGCCAGAGAGAUGUUGUUCCGUUCCGAUUAAUGAGAUCAACAGUAAUAGCCCAUACCAAUGUCAAUUAGCUAUUGAAAUACCUACAAAUGACAAUAUUCUUAGUCGUUAUGGACAAACAUGCAUGGAAUUUAGACGUGCAAUGACUGCUGCUAAUAAUUUUAACUGUUUAAUAACUCCUCAAACUCCAAUGAAUCAGGCGACCUCAUUCUUUGACGCGUCCCAAUUGUACGGACACAAACCAGACACGGCAGCAUCAAUUAGAUUGUUUGAUGGAGGAAAAUUGAAAACAGAUAUCAUAAAUGGACACGAGUUUUGUCCUCAAAAAAAAAGAYAUGGAUCAUUAUUAUGUGAUGAUCGGGAUAACGUGGGCGUUUGUUUUGAAGCUGGAGAUCCAAGAUUAAACCAACAUUUUGGGCUCACAGCGUAUACGACAAUGUUUACGCGGUUUCAUAAUAUUGUGGCUGAUAAGUUACGAGAAAUAAAUCCUCAAUGGUCUGAUGAAAUGUUGUAUCAAGAAGCUAGAAAGUUUGUUGGCGCACUAAACCAGAUAAUUGUUUACCGGGAUUACCUGCCCAUUCUACUUGGUAAAUCAUUCACAAAACGCGUUGGUUUAGAUAUUAGUAGGAGAAGAAGAACACGAUACAACCCUUCAAUCAUGCCACAAUUGACCAUAGAAUUUGCAGGAGGUGCUUUCCGAGUGCCACAUAAUACGCUGCCUUCGACAUACGAAUACAUAAAUAAAAAUUAUGAAGUAGUGGAUUCAGUUAAAUUUCACCAAUGGAUGUCAAAACCCGACCCCUUAGUUAGGGGUGAUAACUUUGAUCAAAUAGUUAGAGGCAUGGCUACAUCAGCAGGCCGUUUAUUUACACCAUCAUAUAACUAUUUUAUAUCAAAUUUAAUGUUCAACACACACCUCACUGGUAACCAAGAUUUGCUAUCAGUUGAUAUUCAAAGAGGUCGCGACGUCGGCGUACCAUCCUAUACUGUUGUAAGAAAACUGUGUGGUUUUCCAGAAGUUAAUUCAUUUAACGAUUUAUUAAAUAUCAUACCAAAAUACGACGUCGAAUYACUGAAAGAACAGUACGCUACCGUCUAUGACAUUGAUCUACUCGUGGGAGCUUUACUCGAACCACCAGUCGAUGGUGGAACGGUUGGUCAAACUGCACAGUGUAUACUAGCUGAUGUAUUUUACCGUAAUCGAUUCGGCGAUCGUUUCUUCUUUGAUGUGAGGGGUCAACCGGGAAGCUAUUCUCUAGCACAAUUGAGAACUUUAAGAAACAUUGACCUAGGCCACGUAUUAUGUGCCACGACUGAAUUGGACGAAGUACCAAUGAAUAUUUUCAAAUCCUCAAAAUAUUCAAAAAUGAUAAAAUGUCAAAAAAAAUUAACAGUGUUGAAUCUUAGUGCUUGGAGAGAAUAGUUGGUUAUUUAUUUAAAUCUAAUAAUAUUAUAAUAUGCUAGACGUUAUUUGUAAAGUAAUACACUAAUGCACUAUAAAUUAUAAAGAAUAAUAUUAUAUACAAACAUUUGGGUAACUUACUUGAAUACCAUAAGACAGAUUUAAAUAUUUAAAAGUUUGUAUGUCUAUUCAGAAAUUAUUAUUUGAUUAUGAAUUAAUACAUUUAAGUAAGCAUCUCCAGAUAUA